UCUCACUGCCACGUGAACAUGCUCAUCAAAGGCUGCAAGAAGCAAGAACCAAACGGCGUCAUUCCGCAUCUCCCCCUCAUGACCGACCUCCUACGCAAAUGCAUUUCCACUCUGCGUUCCGGUUACUCCUCUAAUCUCAUAGACAGGACCCUGGAGUCCACGUUCCUACUAGCUUUUUUCGGCUUCCUCCGCUGUUCUGAAUUCGCUCUAACUUCCUCCAUCCAUAAUCCUCUCAUUCAUCCUUGCCUUUCAGAUAUUUCCAUUCUCAGCCACGACAUCAUGAUUUUUACUCUGCGGAAAAGUAAGACCGAUCAGCUCGCCGUCUCUUGUCCCAUCUAUCUUUUCCGCCUCGAUUCCUCCCUCAGCCCGUACGAGCCCAUCUUCAAUUAUGUCCAGUCCCGAUUCGCCGCUAAAGCUUCUCCUCAAGAUCCUCUCUUCAUUUCUGAACCAGGAAAACAAGCUUCUCGCUUCUGGUUCUCCCGUCAUUUCCGCCAGGUCUUAUUGUUAUCAGGCAUUUCACCCGAUCAUUACUCCGCCCAUUCAUUCCGCAUCGGCGCAGCCUCGUCCGCAUCUAGUCAGGGCGUCCCAGACCACACGAUCCAAAUCCUGGGUCCCUGGUCCUCGCAAGCCUACCAUUCGUAACAA
Molecule: messenger RNA, 645 nt
Organism: Poecilia reticulata (guppy)
Lineage: Eukaryota; Metazoa; Chordata; Actinopteri; Cyprinodontiformes; Poeciliidae
Source: RefSeq, a predicted model, not a curated record